Messenger RNA from Saprolegnia diclina VS20, 1474 nucleotides. RefSeq lists its product as hypothetical. NCBI's taxonomy places the organism in Eukaryota, Oomycota, Saprolegniomycetes, Saprolegniales, Saprolegniaceae. The record is from RefSeq and is a predicted model, not a curated record. The transcript is spliced from 3 exons. The coding region runs from base 15 to 1424 and encodes 469 amino acids.
AGAGGAUACCGACCAUGGUCAUCGAACGCGGCCACCUUGUCGCGGCCUUCCGAGCCGAGUGCGUGGCGCCGCUCCAAGCCGCCGUCUUUGCCGGCGGCUCCAUCGUCAUCGACGCGGCAGCUGAAGUGGCGCUCGGCCGGUACGAGCAGCAGACCGAGCUCCAUCUCGAGGCGUCGCUCGGCGAGAUGGACGCGCUUUGGGCCGACACGGCGGACCUCUUGCUACAAACCACGCUCCUAGCCGACGCCGACGCACUCACGCCGGCGUACCUUGCAAGUGUCGUGCAUCCCAUCUUGCAGUGCGGCCGCGUCCUUGCGCGACUCGACGCGGCCUUCCAUGCAUCGCUGCCAGCCCCACGUGACACGGCCAAGUGGCUGCCAACGUUGCUGCUCGCGUGCAGUUACUUUCUCUGUGACGACGCGCCGUGGCAUACGCCCACCGCGCAUGCACAAGCAGAAGCGCUCCUCGAUGCGGCGUGCGCGCACGUCGGAUGGCGCCGCGGGCUCGCGCCGCCCUCGCGCGAUGAGCUUGUCGUCGUGCACUGCAAGCGCGUGCUCUCGGUCGUAGGCACCAAGUGCCCCAAGGAGACGUGGGUGCGCGCGGGCUGCCCGGCGCCGUUUGCGUUUCGGUACCUUGUGCGGCAACUGGCCUUUCCGGCGCUCGACCACGACGUCGUCGGGCGCACGCUCGCGCUCGCACUGCCGCUGCUCGACCAAACGAUCGUGUCGGUCCAGCGCAUCGGCGUCGACGUCCUGCAGCAUGUCGUCGCCGAGGCCACGCCCACCGACGUCCGGUGGCACAGCGACAUUGUGUUGCACAUGCUGUACGAAACCCUCAAGAUUGCCAUGAGCGACGCGUCUUUUCUGCAAGCGACGCUGCGCUGCCUUGCUGACACGUUGGCGGUCACGUCGGUGGCUCACGAUAUCACGAGCUACGACCGGUUCUUCCCGACGCUAUUGCGGUCCUGGGACAUGACCUCGGACGUGAGCAUGAAGCGCGUGUACGUCGUGGGCUUGCGCCCGUGGAUCGUUGCUAUGGGCGCGCCACACAGCGUGCAGAUCGUGCAGUACCUUCCGUCGGUCUUGACGGUGCUCUUGGCGUGUCUCGAGAACAAGCUCCUGACGCUCGACGCGCUUGAGACGCUGCGCCUUGUCGUCGUUCACGCCUGGGUGCGCAUCCCAACUCACGUCGACGAUGUCGUACUCGGCCUCUUGCGGUGCUUGGUGUUCAACACGAUCCAGAGCCAUCUCGAAGUCUCGGCGGGAGCGCCAGCAGACGAUGUGCUCGCAAACGCUGUGGGUGUGCUCCGGCUGCUGGAAGCGCUCAAGAAGGAACCGCUUGCACCGCUGUUGGCGACAAUUGGCACCGCGUGCACGGAGCUCACGGCCAUUUGCGAGCAAGUACAAGGGGCUAUGGCCGCGUAAGGCGAAAUGAAAAAUGAUAGAAAAUCAGUUGGGUGGAUAUCGGAAAAAUG